Molecule: messenger RNA, 2475 nt
Organism: Saccharomyces eubayanus
Lineage: Eukaryota; Fungi; Ascomycota; Saccharomycetes; Saccharomycetales; Saccharomycetaceae
Gene: MPT5
Product: Mpt5p
Exons: 1
Coding region: 1-2475 (824 amino acids)
Biological process (GO): post-transcriptional regulation of gene expression
Cellular component (GO): cytoplasm
Molecular function (GO): mRNA binding
Source: RefSeq, a predicted model, not a curated record
AUGUCUUACAAUCACCAGCCCCAGCUGUCUAUUAACUCGGUUCAAUCACUCUUGGAGCCUGUUACCCCUCCACCCUUGGGCCAGAUGAAUAACAAAAGAAAUCAUCAGAAAGCUCAUUCGCUUGAUCUCUCCGGUUUCAAUCAGUUUAUAUCAUCUACCCAAUCUCCCUUGGGCUUGAUGAAUAAUAACYCUUCAACGUCAAAUUCUACCAACGCAUUCUCUCCAAACCCUAAUACCGCUAGUAAUGCCGCUGGUCUCUCAUCUGCCAUGCCAAAUCCGCCUGCAAUCCUWCCAUUGAUUAACGAAUUUGAUCUGGAUAUGGAUGGAUCCAAAAGAAAGUUGAGCAAUGAUUUCGCUGGAACAGCCGCUACCAACACUUCAAACCUAACUAUGGAAACACCAUCCUCUUCAGUAACUCCUGCAGCAUCUCUAAGAAAUUAUAGCAACAAUAACACUGCUUCUAAAUCUGGAGGGGAUAAUUCAUCGUUUGGUUUGAGCAGUUCUACGUCCUCGUCAAUGGUCGAAAUUAGUGGACUGCCCCUCAGAGAUCUGGAUUAUAUCAAACUUGCCACCGAUCAAUUUGGUUGUCGCUUCUUACAAAAAAAACUGGAAACCCCCAGUGAAUCUAACAUGGUGAGAGAUUUAAUGUACGAACAAAUCAAACCUUUUUUCUUGGAUCUUAUCCUAGACCCAUUCGGCAAUUACCUAGUUCAAAAACUAUGUGAUUAUUUAACUUCUGAACAAAAGACACUUUUAAUACAGACCAUUUAUCCGAACGUUUUCCAAAUCUCUAUUAACCAGUACGGAACUCGUUCAUUACAGAAAAUUAUAGACACUGUCGAUAAUGAAGUUCAAAUCGAUCUUAUUAUCAAAGGAUUUUCUCAAGAAUUCACUUCUAUUGAACAAGUGGUCACUUUAAUAAACGAUUUGAAUGGUAACCAUGUGAUUCAAAAAUGUAUUUUUAAAUUUUCACCAUCAAAAUUCGGUUUUAUUAUUGACGCCAUUGUGGAACAAAAUAACAUUAUCACCAUUUCGACUCAUAAACAUGGUUGUUGCGUACUACAAAAAUUGCUAAGUGUUUGCACUUUGCAACAAAUUUUCAAGAUUUCCGUGAAAAUCGUGCAAUUCUUACCGGGAUUAAUCAAUGAUCAAUUUGGCAACUACAUCAUUCAAUUCUUAUUAGAUAUCAAAGAAUUAGAUUUUUAUUUAUUGGCUGAAUUGUUCAACCGUUUAUCCAACGAACUGUGUCAAUUAUCAUGUUUAAAAUUCUCUUCGAAUGUUGUAGAAAAAUUUAUCAAGAAACUAUUCAGGAUCAUUACUGGCUCAAUUGUUAAUAGCAAUCGGGGAAGCUCACAAAAGGCACCAGGAGCUUCUGAUGACGUCAUCAAUGCUUCCAUGAAUAUACUUUUGACCACUAUUGAUAUCUUCACCGUCAAUUUAAACGUUUUGAUAAGAGACAAUUUCGGUAACUAUGCACUACAAACACUUUUGGACGUUAAGAACUAUUCGCCAUUGCUUUUUUACAACAAGAGUGGUAACUCAAAUGGACCAAAUAUGUCUAGUACAUUAAAUUAUGGUAAUUUUUGUACUGAUUUUUCAUUGAAAAUUGGCAACCUAAUUGUUCUCACCAAGGAAUUACUUCCAAGUAUCAAAACUACAUCUUAUGCGAAGAAAAUAAAGUUGAAAGUGAAAGCUUAUGCAGAAACUACAGGCAUACCGUUCACUGAUAUAUCUCCCCAAGCCAGCACAAUAAAUCACAACAAUUUCCAAACCAUAAACAACGAAAACAAGAACCCCAAUAGCAAAAAUAAUCAUCACAAUAAUCAUAAUACUAAUAAUCAAAAGAGUCAUACCCGCCAUUUCUCUUUACCAGCUAAUUCUUUUCAUAGAAGGAGUAACAGCUCUGUAACAAACAAUUUUUCAAAUCAAUAUACAUCAGAUCAAAAAAUUCAUCCGUCACAACAAGUUAUGAACUUCAACCAAAACGCAUACCCCCCUAUGGGAGCAUCAUCUUUCAACCCUCAAUCUAACCCGCCACUAGUUAGUCAUAAUUCAUUACAAAAUUUUGACAAUCGCCAAUUUGCAAAUUUGAUGGCACAACCAAAUCCGACUGUCCCAAUGCAUUCAUUCUCAUCAUCCAACAUUGCUAACUCCAAUGCUUCUGUUCAAGGGUUUGAACCAUCCGGAUUUACGAUGAAUGAUGUUUCAAAACCUACUGAGACAGACAAAAACAAUGCUAAUCAAUUCUUGCAGUAUUCUAAUGUCAAUAAUCAAAAAUUUAACGAAACAUUUGUGCCAAGAAUGCCAUACCAAUCUGAAACAGCAAACUGGGAUUCAAAUUUAUCGAUAAAGCCCCAGCACAUUGGCCAAGGGCCAUAUAAUGAAAAUAGUUUGAGUCGCAAUGCUAGUGUUUCCAAUAUGCCAACUAUGAAUACCAGUAGAAGACCAGACGAACUUCAAUUCACUUUACCAUGA